CAAUAUUCUCGGGGGCACCUUUGUAAAAAGUGGUUGUUUUAGUAAAACUAUACAACUUGAAAGCUGGUAGUGGUUGGAGUGACACAAGUUUCACAAAGUUAUUAACUUUAUUAAAAGAAAUUUUACCAAAAGACAAUGAAUUGCCUUCCUCGCUUUAUGAAGCAAAAAAAAACAUUGUGCACAUUAGGAAUGGAGUAUAACAAGAUCCACGCUUGUCCAAAUGAUUGCGUUCUAUAUCGAAGCUAAUGCCCCGAUACUCUUCAAGAUUCCUAGUGGGGUUCCUCGCUUUCUCAAGUGUCUAUUAACUACCGUAAAGUAUGUGGAGCCAAGUUUCAUGAUCAAAGUUCCGAUGGAUUUUGAGAUAUUAGGCCAUGAGAAUGAUUUAUAUAUCUCACAAGAAGAUAUAGUCCACGUUGGCUUAAUGGAAGAGAUUGGAGCAUCAUGUGUAUCGUUAUAUAUCAGGAUUUUAUACUUCCAAUUAGUGAAAAGAGAGAUCAGUCACUUUUUUCGUUUUGUUGAGCCAAUUUGGUUAUCAAAUGUUGGAUCCACUGAAGAAGAGCGAGUUGAAUGGGUAUCAAAGCGUAUGAUUGAUUCAAAUCCGGGUCAGAUGUGGUUGUUGCCAUAUCAUAAGGGGUAA
Messenger RNA from Humulus lupulus (European hop), 637 nucleotides. RefSeq lists its product as uncharacterized. Lineage: Eukaryota; Viridiplantae; Streptophyta; Magnoliopsida; Rosales; Cannabaceae. The record is from RefSeq and is a predicted model, not a curated record. The transcript has 2 exons. Bases 221 to 637 code for a protein of 138 amino acids.